AGUGUUUUUAAAAGGAAAAAAAAAAAACGAGGGAGGAUUGAGCUUUAGAUAGUGUAGUAAGUUGACAUCGCAGAUUGAAAAGGGAUAGAGAAGAAGAUGACGAUGACGAUGAAGCAAGGGCUUCUAACGUGGAGCCCUUGUCAAUGGCCUCACUCGCUCUCUAGGGUUUCUUACUCAUCUCUCAAGGCACCUAAAUCCGUCAAGCCCAAUUCAUUUUUCAAAAUCUCUGCUUCGAUCAAUGGCGCGCAGCUCAAUGCAGGUGGUUCUAUUGGAGAAGAUAAAGUUCUUCUGCAGUCAUUGCUACCGGAAAACGAUCACAAGGAAAGACUGCUCUCUACUUUCAUAGUCACAAAUGCCAUAAUGUUUGCUAAACCUCUGCAAGCACUAGCUGAAACAUGUGAAGCUAAUAAUUCUGUUUUCGAUAUGAAUAUGCCGUUGCUGCUUUUCUUUUCCCUCAUAGGGGCCACUGUUGGAGGGCUUCUUGCACGGCAGAGGAGAGGCGAACUACAGCGAUUGAAUGAACAGCUGCGCCAGAUUAACUCUGCUCUGAGAAGGCAAGCUAAAAUUGAAUCUUAUGCCCCCAGUUUGAGUUAUGCUCCUAGCGGGCGCAUUGCAGAGAACGAAGUGAUUGUUGAUUCGAGGAAGCAAGAUUUGAUUUCCCGUCUGAAAAAUGGGAAGAAUUUCCUUAGGAAUCAAGAUCCAGGGAGGGCGUUUUCUGAAUUUAAGACGGCACUUGAGCUUGCCGAGAAUCUUGAAGAUUCAAUUGAAGCAAAAAAGGCAGCAAGAGGCUUAGGGGCGUCACUGCAAAGGCAGGGCAAGUAUCGGGAUGCCAUCAAGUACCACUCCAUGGUUUUGGAAAUCUCGCAAAGGGAAGGAGAGGAGUCUGGAAAUACAGAAGCAUACGGUGCAAUAGCUGAUUGUUACACCGAGCUCGGAGAUCUCGAGAAAGCUGCGAAAUACUAUGAUCAGUAUAUUGCGAGGUUACAGUCUGACUGAUCUUUCAAUUCCUGUAAUCUGUCUUGCGUUUUGGUUGCGGAUGUAAUGCAUAGUUGAGUUUGUAUGGACAAUAAAUUUUGUUGUAGAUGUAAUCUGCUUGUAUCUUUGACCUCCUGAUUUGAUUCUAAUAAACACCUCAACAGAUUAGUUUUU
Salvia miltiorrhiza (redroot sage) is the source of this 1149-nucleotide messenger RNA. RefSeq names its product protein FLUORESCENT IN BLUE LIGHT, chloroplastic. The transcript is spliced from 4 exons. Bases 97 to 996 code for a protein of 299 amino acids. The record is from RefSeq and is a predicted model, not a curated record. NCBI's taxonomy places the organism in Eukaryota, Viridiplantae, Streptophyta, Magnoliopsida, Lamiales, Lamiaceae. Gene Ontology annotation, molecular function: protein binding. Gene Ontology annotation, biological process: chlorophyll biosynthetic process.